Messenger RNA from Armigeres subalbatus, 3082 nucleotides. RefSeq lists its product as uncharacterized. NCBI's taxonomy places the organism in Eukaryota, Metazoa, Arthropoda, Insecta, Diptera, Culicidae. The record is from RefSeq and is a predicted model, not a curated record. The transcript is spliced from 7 exons. The coding region runs from base 250 to 2901 and encodes 883 amino acids.
UUCAGUUGAGUUUUAGAAGCAGGUGCACAACGAACGUUAUUUUUUUUUCUUCCGGCUCGGUUCAUUAAUUGGCUGUGCCCCUUUUGGUGACUUAUUCUGUGAGUCAUACUUUUGUGAUUUAUAGAAACUGUUAAGUGUUUCGAAUAAGUGCUAAACGUUUCUGGUGUUACGUGAGAGUUGUAUUGUGAAAUAAAGGACGUUAAAGGAUUAUGUUGCCCUGAACAACGAAGAAAGAUUAAGUCAUAAAACAUGACCUCCACGAUCGUGCUAUUUACCGCAAUACUUUUGGGAGUGCUGGUGCCUAACCAUGGACAGGAAAAUGUCCAAACGCGAGUGGCUCCGUCCUUGCUGGAAUGUUACGAAAAUGCGAACAUUUUCGAACGCGAUAAUCGACUCCCGAUGACGAUGAACAUACUGAUUGAGCUGAUCCGCAAGGUUGAAGACUCCCCGGAAUUCAACCAGGAUAUGCGCCAGCUUUCCAUUGCACUGCUACAUCGAUUCCGCCAGGACGGUAUUGUGAGGGCUUCCGGUGUUCAGAACAUUCCUGGUGUGCUUCCGUUCAGCCCGGUUGGGUUCCAUUUUACCAAACAUAGGAUUCUAUUCUCGCGACUUCUUCCGGGAAAUGCUCAGACCUUCCCAAAUGCUACGUUGACUGCGCAGGAGAGGUGUGCGCUCCACUUCAUGCUGUCCAGCUCGAUUGAUAUGUCGGUUCGCGGCGAUGAGAACGUUCGUUGCGCUCAGUUGUCUCAGUACCGCGCCGCUCGGGUUCCCCGAGAGAUCAGCUCCAUAGGCCAGAGCAAACUGAAGUCCAACUUCCUAGGAGACAUCGAAAUGUUGAGCCAACCGGAGAUGAACCAGAUACGAAAACAGAUCAAGAAAAUGAAACAUUCCGCCAGACUUGAAAUGGAUCCGGAAGAAGAGCCAUUGGAAGCGGAAACCGAUAAUCCGGAAGCAGCCGCCGCCGCGGAAGAAGAACAAGAAGCAGAAGUCUCAGAUGUAGAAACAAAGGAACAUAGAGAACUUACUGACGAUGCCGGGCUAGUGGAUAUUGCUACAAAUGCCAUCAGCGCCUGUCCAGUUGAAAACGGCGUUGUCUACACCAGAUGGGGAUCGCUUGCGGCCGGGACAGUUCUUGCCGGAAUCGCUGCCGGCCUUGAACCGCAAACAAUACAAUUGCGGGAUUUGAUUCAUCCACGUAGUUCGCCUUACCGUGCUCGUCAACAGGUGACACCAAUGCGUGUGGAAAACCAGUGGGCAGCAACAUUAGCAGGAGAUCUCUCCGAAGUGACGUUACUGCAUUUCCCACCACAGCCAGCAAACAUUCAGGUAGGAGCUUCCGGAGCAUGGAAUUCGACCGUUGCGCCACGAUGGUAUUUCCUCAGCCAACGUACCGCUCUGGAGAUGACCGAUGCGGAAAUUCGUGCCGGUAUCGACGGUCUGGCUCUGGCCACCAACAUUAUCGAGUGGCGCAAUCGGUUGAACACGCUUCGCCUCAGUCAGGUGUUGGACAUGUACUACUCGCCGCGAGGAGUUUUCAACCAAAGUAUGCGCUCAUGUAACAGAAAUGAUCUGUUCACGACGGUGGCUCCGAUUCAGACGAUGCGGGAUCAAGCAACGGCGUUCAGCAACAUCCUGGAAAGGGAAAUGCAAAUGGCGGUCACCUUGCAGCAGGAUACGAUCGUACAGUUGUCGGCAUCAGCUGCCGACGCGUUGGCUACCUAUGUCCCUUCCUCCUUAAAUGACUUAUCGUGUGAAGCCACAGCCAUAACCCCCAAUGAUCGUACGAUCUGGAGAACAGCUGCCGAUCUAUUCAUUUACGUUGAUUCUCAAUGGGCUUUCCAAGAUGUCUAUUCAGUCGUUUCACAUCUUCUGGACGAGCUGGAUGUUGGCCGCUUCGGCACAACGUAUACCAUUCUGAAUGCCUUCAACGGAGAAGUUCUCGUCAAUGCCACACAAUUUCUGGUGGAUUUCCACACAAACUACACCCACGCUCUCCAUAUUACCCAACCAGCUGGUCUAAACCUCCCGACCGUGCUGCGAUCGGUUCGGGAGCAAAUCAACCCGAUUAUGUUGGCCGAGCGGCAAAACAACAGCAUGAGUGGUCGCUCGAAGAUUGCUCUUAUCAUCCCGAACACGGCUACCGUCAGUGAAGGGGACUCCAACUUUGCCAUCGAACGUCUGCAGAUUUUACGCGAGGAAGUUCCGGACCUGCGAUUCCUGUACUUGGCCGGUGGAAGUUCGUCCCGGUUCAAUCAGUUCGUCGAGGAAAGUCGAGAUGUCUUCCAGAUGCGCGAGGUUGGCUCGGGAGCUGUGAUCGACAAUGUGAACGUGCAGACGACUCCGGUCAUUCAACGCAUUCAACAGGAACCCAGACGGAUAGUCAACCCCCGCUGCGGUAACGACUGGAUCCAGUCCACCUGGGGAUCCAACACGAUCAAUCAGUACGUGGAACCACAGGGCAUCGUAUUCUAUCGGCUGCGACCGAAUUACUUCUUCCAGCAGGCUGAGACCCGAAGGUUGAGGAUUCAGGGAAGCGGGUUCGCUACGAUAACCGUCUGCCAUUCCAGAUGGGUUCAACUGCCGAGGUCUAACGCUACGCAGAAUGCCGAUUCGAUUACCUGCCGUACGAUUGGAACGGAAACGAUAGACAUUGAUUUGUCCAACGCAUGCGACGGCCACUCGGUAAUCCACACCUGUCAACCAUUGUUUUUCUCGGUCGAGUUCACCCAGCUUACCGAGGUGACCAAUCUGCGAUGCACCGAGCGUGAGUGUCGCUUCCCCGAUAGUGCACGGUUCGCCGUUGUGGUGGAGAAUCUGGGAUGCUUUAGCAGUGCCGGGCAAGUGCUGGGCUCGUUGGUACUGCUGUUGGCUGCCCUGAUCAGUUUGUUUGUCAGACAAUAAUCGAAUGCGGUGACGUUAAAUAGAAUUGCUCCAAAAUUCUAUAGCAUCUAGAGAACAUCAAAAACUAUCUUAGGGAACUACAAUGACAAAGAAGAAUGUGUUUCGUAAAGCUAUGCGGCAUAAUGUUAAUAUAGUGUACCGUUUAACAUAAAACAGAAAAUAAACAAUUAGAUUAAGGAAA